GUCGGUGUUGAUUGGCUGUGUGGGCGCCUAUCCUCUCCCGCCACUAGCCCGCGUUAGUCGAACGACAGUCAGACUUUGAGGUGAAGAUCUGCGAGUUGCAAUGUCGCAGUUUUGCGACAGCGAUGUAGCGUUGCGUCUUUUCAGAUUCUCUGACGUUUGUCGUCAUAAACAAACGUUUUGUGACGUGACGAUUGAGACAAACUUGGGUCCUCUUCCUGCUCACCGUCUCGUCCUAUCCGCAGCCUCGCCGGUCUUGUACCGCAUCUCAACUUCUACUGAUCACAAACUUCCGACUAAGUUGGAUCUCAGCUCGAUGGAUGGGGCGGCGGUCAGGACAGUGGUUGACUUUGCCUACACCGGAAAACUGGAGCUUGAGGGUGGCAACUGUGCGUCUGUUGCCCGCGUUGCUACGGCGUUAGAAAUGGAUAAAAUCGUCAACGUUUGCGUUUCCUUUUUGCAGCGAAAUGUGAGCAUCGAGUCUUGUCUUACGACGUGGCAGCUCGCGCAAGAGCUCGAGCUCGUUGAGCUAUUACUAUUUUGCGAUAAGUUUUUUGCUCGGGUGACCGAAGGUGAGAAGGAGGAGCUUAUGCAGAUGGCCGCUUUUCGGCGGCUUCCGCGUGUGAUGACGGAACUGGAAACGGGCGGGGGAAACGAGUUCGAUGCUAAGCAGUUUGCUAACGCAGCUGUGGGUGUAUUGAAGGUCAACUACAAUGGCUGUUUGACACCAUACGUAGAAGAGGUGAUGAGACUGGUAGGUGCCGAUGAGCGUUACGUGGCAACCCAAGGUGACAACCACGCAACUCUGGGUGACAACCACACACCUGCAACGUCACCCAAUCGGGAAUGGUUACGAGGAGAUGACAGCAGAGGGACGGUCGGUCCAAGUUCUGCAGCAAGAAGGUUGAUGUUGGAAGAUGAUGUGAGUUGUGUGAAGGAAUCAGAGGAGAUGACGUUAGUUGAUUCUUCCCAUUGCACGUCGGAGAACAACUGGAAAGUAUUGACUAUGCUUCCUUCUACAAAUGAUGUCUGUAUUGGCCUUGUUGUGCUUGAUGGUCAGUUGGCUGUUUUGUGUAUGGCGGUGAUUCCUGUAGGUCACGAUCAGCCUCUAUCUGCAAGUCCUCCGCAUCUUCCUUUAUCACGACAAUCCAGUGAGAGCUCCAACAGUGUCCAAUUUCUUGCUUCCCUUCACACGGCAAGAUGCAGCAUGGGUAUUUGCAUUCAUGAUGGUGACAUCUUUGCAGUAGGUGGCUAUAACAGGCUGGAUUGUCUCAAUACUAUGGAGAUCUAUGAUCAUGAAUCUAAUAGCUGGUCAGUAGCCAGUCAAAUGGGUUCACGACGUGGCCGCUGUGCUGCAGCUUCUGUCAAUGGUAAAAUCUACUGCUUCGGUGGCAGUGACGGUCAGCGUGUUCUGAAAUCAGCAGAAAUUUACAAUAUCAACAAAAAUGCAUGGCAGAGCAUCAUGCCAAUGUCAUCGCCUCGAAGCCGUCUCAGCUGUACUGUAUUGGAUGGAUGCAUCUAUGCUAUUGGUGGUGGGUCUUGCAUGAACUACCCACUUCGAACUGUUGAGAAGUACAAUCCACUCACCGGCAUUUGGACAAUGGCUCCCUCUCUUUGUGAACCACGUACCGAUGCUGGAGUGGCUGUUGUGAAGCAAAACAUCUAUGUCGUGGGUGGUAGCAAUCGCUGGAGUAGUUUAUCAUCAGUUGAGUGUUUUAAUGCAACGCUUGGAAAAUGGUCUCUGGUAACUCCAAUGCAAACUCCACGAAGAGGUGCAGGAGUUGUUAGUUUGAAUGGCAAGGUGUAUGUCAUUGGUGGCCAUGACUCGACUCAAUCACUGGAUUCAAUGGAGAUUUAUGAUCCUGUCACUCAAACAUGGUUAUAUGGCAGUCCAAUGAGCACUGCACGUGCCAACAUGGCAGCAAUCGUUUUGGAUGGUUUGAUUUUUGCAGUUGGAGGAUUUGAUGGUGCCACAUUUCUCAACACAAUGGAGUAUUUCGAUCCCGGUGACAACAAAUGGCACUUAUUUUUCAGUCUAUAACUCUAUUUCUACAUAAAGCUGCUCAGCCUCUUAUUGUGUGUAAUCGUCUCCUUCUAGGCAAUCAUGCCUACAUAUCAUUA
Molecule: messenger RNA, 2118 nt
Organism: Corticium candelabrum
Lineage: Eukaryota; Metazoa; Porifera; Homoscleromorpha; Homosclerophorida; Plakinidae
Product: kelch-like protein diablo
Exons: 2
Coding region: 101-2038 (645 amino acids)
Molecular function (GO): protein binding
Source: RefSeq, a predicted model, not a curated record